AUGGCAUCACCGGAUGGAGCCAGCGGUGUGGGUGGCAGUCCUGAGGAGACAGAGCUCAGCAUCACCCUGACCCUCCGCAUGCUGAUGCAUGGCAAGGAGAUCGGCAGCAUCAUCGGCAAGAAAGGAGAGACUGUUAAGAGGAUCCGAGAGCAGAGCAGCGCACGCAUCACCAUCUCGGAAGGAUCCUGCCCCGAGCGCAUCACCACCAUCACUGGCUCCACUGACGCCGUCUUCCGUGCUGUAUCCAUGAUCGCCUUCAAGCUGGAGGAGGACCUGGGAUCAGGGAGCAAUGGGGUGGCAGCAGGCAGAGCUCCGGUGACCCUGCGCCUCGUCAUCCCAGCCAGCCAGUGCGGCUCCCUCAUUGGCAAGGCAGGAGCCAAGAUCCGAGAGAUCCGGGAGAGCACUGGGGCACAGGUGCAGGUGGCUGGUGACCUGCUGCCCAACUCCACCGAACGGGCUGUCACUGUCUCAGGGGUGCCGGACACCAUCAUCCAAUGUGUGAGGCAGAUCUGCGCCGUCAUCCUGGAGGUACCUGAUGAGCACCAUGCCCAGCCCAGGGUGGGCAUUGGUCCCCACCUGGUCCCACACUGAUGUCACUUUUUCUCCCCCCAGGGCUUCUCCAUGCAGGGCCAGUACAGUGGGGUCUCUCCUGCAGAGGUGACAAAGCUGCAGCAGCUGUCAGGGCACACGCUCCCCUUCGCCUCCCUGGGCCAUGCACCUGCCAUGAUGUCAGGCCUGGAUCCCAGCUCCCAGAGCAGCUCCCAGGAGUUCCUGGUGCCCAACGACCUCAUCGGCUGCAUCAUUGGCCGGCAUGGCAGCAAGAUCAGCGAGAUCAGGCAGAUGUCAGGUGCCCACAUCAAGAUUGGGAACCAGACUGAGGGCUCCAGUGAGCGGCACGUGACCAUCACGGGCACCCCUGUCAGCAUCACCCUGGCUCAGUACCUCAUCACUGCCUGCUUAGAGACAGCUAAAUCUACCUCCCAGGUGCCGCCGGGCCCUGGCUCCAUGGACCUCGGAAUGGGCUUCUCCCAGCCCCUCACCCCGGGCUCUGGUGCAGCACUGCCUGCCGUCGCCCCGGCCCCCCCGGCCUUGCUGGGCACCCCCUAUGCCAUCUCCCUCUCCAACUUCAUCGGCCUGAAGCCAGUGUCCUUCCUCGCGCUGUCCCCAUCCUCCGUGGCAGGUCCCACUGGAUAA
This is a messenger RNA of Acanthisitta chloris (rifleman), 1194 nucleotides long. RefSeq names its product poly(rC) binding protein 4 (gene PCBP4). Gene Ontology annotation, molecular function: mRNA binding. The transcript has 12 exons. The record is from RefSeq and is a predicted model, not a curated record. Gene Ontology annotation, cellular component: nucleus; cytoplasm. Gene Ontology annotation, biological process: negative regulation of mRNA splicing, via spliceosome. Lineage: Eukaryota; Metazoa; Chordata; Aves; Passeriformes; Acanthisittidae.